This is a messenger RNA of Pristis pectinata (smalltooth sawfish), 4617 nucleotides long. RefSeq names its product growth arrest-specific 7b (gene gas7b). Gene Ontology annotation, biological process: actin filament polymerization; neuron projection morphogenesis. Bases 462 to 1886 code for a protein of 474 amino acids. The transcript is spliced from 14 exons. The record is from RefSeq and is a predicted model, not a curated record. Gene Ontology annotation, cellular component: plasma membrane; cytoplasm; actin filament. Gene Ontology annotation, molecular function: actin filament binding. NCBI's taxonomy places the organism in Eukaryota, Metazoa, Chordata, Chondrichthyes, Rhinopristiformes, Pristidae.
UGGUAAAUGUGAUUCGCCCCGAAGUGUGACUUGUGCUGUUGCAUUGUUUAUAUAAAACGAUGGCACGCCGCGACCCCCAUCAGGGAACGCAUUCGAAUUAAUCACAUAGGCUGAGCGAUCACUUCGUUUCCUUCCCGUCAAAGCGCCACCAUUCAGAACUGCAACGGCCUGCGAUACGAGCCAGGCAACUGGGCGCUGGAAUAUAACGAGAGAACAUCAGAGCGGCGGUACUUUCUCUCUCUCUCUCUAUCGCCCGCCCUGAGUCUUAUCCGUCCCGUUUCGUCAUGAGCUAAACACUGAGUCACAGAUAGAACAAACAAUGAGGGAGUCCCGUCUGUAGCAUCAGAUCCACCUCGGGGAAGAGGAGGAGGGAAGCAGAAACCCGCUUCAAGCGUUUUCCACUUCAGCUUUUACUGGUUGCAAGCGAAGAAAAAGGGGAGAGAAAAGUCGAGGGGUUUGCAAUGGCUGUAGUUCUGUGCAAAACUUUGUACGCGUUUUCCGGGGACCAGCAUCAACACGGGCUGAAGUUCGAGGCUGGGGAGAUUAUCAAGGUCGUACAGGUGCUGAACGGUGGAUGGUGGGAAGGUGAAAAGGAUGGUGCGAGGGGAUGGUUCCCUGCCAGUUACGUGGAGAUUUUAGAGAAACCUACACCAGUAAGCUCUCAGACAAUUGAGGAAAUGGCUCACACUCCCUUGCCACAUGGUUGGCAGUGCUACAUGUCACCACAGGGUCGGAAGUACUACGUCAAUACCUACACUAGUGAAACAACCUGGGAAAGGCCAACCAGUACUCCAGGGACCCCAAAGAGUCCAAUGUCACAGAUGAAUUCCAUGCUUACAGUGAAUGGCUUUCACUCCUCGGGGAGUCUGUCACACCAUUCGGAGUCCUCGCAUGUGUCCUUGAGAAAGACCAGCAGCGAUCCACAGAGCCCGGGAGUGGGGUCACCCGCCCGAAGACAGAGCAAAGAAAGUCACAUUACGAUAAAUUGCAUUACAUUUCCCCAUCCGGAUGUGAUGCCUGAGCAGCAGCUGCUGAAACCAGGUGACUGGAGCUACUGCGACUACUUCUGGGCUGAUAGAAAGGAGACACAAAGCAAUAACACCAUUGCUGGAUUUGAUAUUAUCCUUGUGAAACAGCUCAAAGGCAAACAAAUGCAGAAAGAAAUGGCAGAGUUUAUUCGGGAAAGGAUUAAAAUUGAAGAGGAUUAUGCCAAAAAUCUGGCAAAGCUCUCCCAGAGUCCACUGGCGGGCAUGGAGGAAGGCACCUUGGGAGAGUCUUGGACACAGGUGAAGAAAAGUUUGGCAGAUGAAGCUGAGGUUCAUCUGAAGUUUUCAUCGAAGCUGCAGAGUGAGGUGGAGAAACCACUGCUGUCAUUUCGAGAAAACUUCAAGAAGGAUAUGAAGAAGUUUGACCACCAUGUAUCUGACCUCCGCAAGCAACUGAGCACCCGCUAUGCUACAGUGGAGAAGGCUCGCAAAGCGUUGGCAGAGAGACAGAAGGAUCUGGAAUUUAAAACUCAACAACUGGAGAAUAAAUCUACUUACAAAACAGAGGAAGACAUCAAGAAAGCCAGGCGGAAAUCGACGCAAGCAGGUGAUGAACUAAUGCGCUGUGUAGACCUCUACAACCAAACCCAAUCUAAAUGGUUCGAAGAGAUGGUCACGACAACUCUGGAGCUUGAGAGGUUGGAGGUUGAAAGGAUUGAAAUGAUUCGGCAACACCUCUGUCAGUACACACAACUUCGCCAUGAGACAGACAUGUUCAACCAAAGUACUAUCGAACCAGUGGAUCAGCUGCUGCGGAAGGUUGACCCUGCCAAGGACAGAGAACUCUGGGUAAAAGAGCACAAGACAGGCCACAUCCGGCCUGUGGACAUGGAAUUAUAGAGUAAGCCCUUUGCGGGAAUGAUUUCCUUUUCCACAGGCGUUAACUGAGCAGUUAGCUGCUACUGGUCUUCAGGUGGAUGGAUUGUGUCAAGGAAUCAAAGUGCAAUGAAAGUCACAGUGCAAGCUCAUAACAGAGUGCCUUUUGUGUAUAUGAAACAAAAAAAAGUUUAAAUAUUUAGCCAUCUGUGUCAAGCGGUUUGUUUUUUGUGCUAGUAUGAGUUUUCUUGCAAAUCAAACUGCCUAUUCACCAGCAAUGGUGGAAAAGCUUUCUCUUGCAUGCUAAGCAUGUAUAUAAAAAGAGUGCUUCAGCUGUCAUGGAUUCUGUAUCCCACCCACCCUCAACCCUCCUUACAUUCCAGAAAACAGUGCAAUGUGGUUGUCCCUGGAUUAAGAUGGGCACUUUCACAUGAAAACCAGUUCUGACUUUUGACUUCUGGCAUUUUUUUUUGCCCCAGUGUUGCAAUCCCAGCCAUGUGCUGGGCAAGUGAUAUGAUGUUUGCAGCUGGCCACAUCUGUAGUUUGUCGUGUCUCAGAACCAGGUUAGCUUGAGCUGAAAGGUAAAUAUAGGAGCUGUGGUAAGGCUUUUAAUGACCAAGUGUGUUGUUCAGUAUAUUCUGAUAAUGAGUAUACUUGUCUUAAUUAUUUGUUUUGGCAGUUAUCAUCAUUUGAAUGUGAUUGGAAUUCUAGUUUCAAAUUGUCAGGAUAUUGCUGAGCUUCCAAAAGAACUAUUAAUGAGUUAACGAUGUUCCAAUUCACCACAUUACGAAACUGGAGUUCAGCAAGAAUUGAAGUUCUAAAUUCACCUCUGCCAAAGGGAAACCACCUGCAACCCUUUCUUGGCUGGGGUUUGUCACGGAAGUGAUUUUUUUUUACUCGUAUAACUGGAUAGUUUUCCGUGUAAGUGUCCUCUGCUUUAUCCGCAUCUCUUUUUCUGUUUGACUAUGCACCUGCUAAGUAUAGUCAGUACUUGAUGGCACCUCACAGCAACCUCUAAGAUGCUUGGGACUAUUUUUGCAUCUUUUUUUCUUCUCUAUUCACUUUAUUCUUCUCCAAUUUUCCAGUCUUCUUCCAAUUUUGCUUGCUUGAUGUAAAUAAGUAAUUGAGUCUUUGUGCACUAAUUGUUAGUGUUUGAAGCAGAUUUGAUUUGCUUUUUUUGGCAGCCAAAUGGUUUUCUGCCUAAGUAAGCCUGUAAAGCGUUUUCUUCCCGCCUGGAGUCCUUCAUUUCUUGGGAGGUCAUGAGCAAGUGAUUGCAAAUAUGUUUGGUUCCACAUGACAUUGCUUAGGAUGCAAAUACAUAUGGGCUGAUUCUGUUCCAAAAUCUCUCUGUGCAGAAGUCAAUGUAUCAUUCAACUAAUGAUUCAAAAUUGUAUAAAACUAAAUUAUUAGAACAAUCUUAAAAUGAUUCUCUCUGCGAGCUUCAGCAUAAAUGGAAUCUCCAGUAAUGUUACCUUGAGAGUUUUUCCAUCGGCAUUGUGCUCGCUCGGAUGAACACACAAAACGCUGGAGGAACUCAGCAGGUCCGCUGAGGAUAAAGUUCUGUUGACAGUGGAAUUACAAAUGUGAAGAAUCAAACUCCAAACUGUCACACAAUGUGAAUUUUCUUGUGUUAUGUCCCAUUUGACCAUCUAAAGAGACUUGCAAAACACAAUCAGCUCCAUAGCAUCCAAAGUGGCAAUGUUAAUUCAGAGCACCAUCAACAUGGCCACUACAGUUAGUUAAGAUUUCAAUGGAGAUGUGCUUGAAUGGAAGAAUGUUAUGUUCCAUUUGAUAUCUGAUUAAAACAAACAGGCUCCAACAGAUGGAGUGCUGUCAACUGAGAUUGUUUUGGGGUGCUCUCCUGACAUUAACAAAGAAGUGCAAAGUUCUGGCUCUAAUUAGAAAGGUGCAAUAUGGAGAAAUCAUCUAGUGAUUUAAUGCAGCCCUAUCACUCUGGCUCGCUCUAAGAGGCAAACUGUUUAAAUAUUCCUUUAGCACCUGAGAUUUUCCAGCAAUAUGUAGAGAUUGCUCUGGCUUACGAAGGACAAAGAAGCAAAUUUCCUUUUAGGAAAAGCUGCUUGUGCUGUUUUUGACCUUGCUAAUCUUUAUAUAAGGUAGGACAGAAACAUUCCAAAUGACCUCAGCAGAUAACAAUCCAAUCCUGUGCAUCUUAACAUGCUUACUUAGCAUUGCAGGAUCUAGCUCUAUUGGUGCUAUUGUCUGCUUUUUUUAUAUAUAGAACACAAAUUUGAUUAUGAUAUGAUGCAUACUUAACAGUUUAUACAACAUUACUGGGGAGCAUUUUAUCAAUGUAUGACUAACUUGUCCACAACUUUUUAAAGCACAAAUGCUUUUUGUAUAUCUUAAAUUCAGUUGGGUUUCAUAAACCAAUAACCUUGUUACAAUAGUGCAGUUUCUCUAUAAUCUGAAUUUCUAUAUACUGUAAAAGUUUAUUAAUUUUCCAUAAAACAGCAUGUCUGACCAAGUGGCUGUUACUUAAGAUGUUUUCAUGUGAAAGUACCCCAAGAUGAAUUUAAACUGUAUUUGCAGCAACAUAAUAUUUCUUAUUUACCACUUUGUGUAUGUUGCUUUGAAUAUUGUGCAAGUUGUGAUAAAUGUCCUCUAGUUAAAUUGAUGUUAUUAAAACAUUCACACUCUCAAUGAAAAGGAAAUUGCUUUUAAAGGCUGUAGCUGCUAAAAUCAGAAUGUUUUCUGUACAAUAAAUGACAUCUAAGUGAAACAGUGGUGCAGAAGA